AUGGAAACAGGUUGGAAAAACCGAGAAGUUGCGGUAAGACUGCGGCGAAAUGGCAGUGAUGACGAUGUUGCUGGAGGUGUCAUUACGGUGAUACUGGUUGAAUGCUUACUGCAAUGGACAUUAUUUUCGAGAGUAGUGGAACAAAAUCCGCCACAAAACCAAAUGCACACAGGACGAUGUAGUAGAAAAAAGUACGAUGAUGUGUAUCAAGAACCGCAUCGGAGAGAUGCAGCGGCAACAGACAUCACAAUGUAA
This is a messenger RNA of Brugia malayi, 255 nucleotides long. RefSeq lists its product as uncharacterized. The transcript has 2 exons. The coding region runs from base 1 to 255 and encodes 84 amino acids. The record is from RefSeq and is a predicted model, not a curated record. Lineage: Eukaryota; Metazoa; Nematoda; Chromadorea; Rhabditida; Onchocercidae.